This is a messenger RNA of Durusdinium trenchii, 1947 nucleotides long. Lineage: Eukaryota; Dinophyceae; Suessiales; Symbiodiniaceae. The record is from the annotation of a GenBank genome assembly.
AUGCCUGGAGACAAGAUCCAUUGCUUGGAAGAAUUGCAAGAGUUGCAAUGGGUAGUGGCCCAGCGACCUCAGGCUGUAAACAAGAAGCGGAAAAGUGAAUGCCAUACUUUGAAGUCGUUAGCAACUGUAUUCCCCGCUUCAGAGUCCAAAUUUGUAUGGGCCGUUGAGAACACUCUGGAUGUGGAUGGCAAUCUGCUCAAGGCCAAAAGAUCCGUCAGUAAUGAGCCUGAAGUUCUUGUGUCGCAGCUGGAAGCAAUUGCCAGGGCAAUGCCAGAGUAUUCAGAUUCUCGCGGCCUCGGAAGCAGCUCUUGGAAUCAAUUUGUUGGUUGCCUUCGGUCACCGCGCGUGCGUGUAGCUGAUCUGAAAGUAACUCAUCACAUAGAGGACAUAGAGGUGGUCCUAAAAGAGUUGGCUUCGAGACACAAGGGCACGGCCGAGCAGCUUCUUAAGAAGCUCUCCGAUUUGGCUUAUGUGCCUUGCCAGAGUGAUGGACCUACAACAUUGCUUUUCAGCCCAAAGCAUGCCGCCUGCUCAUCAGCCCAAGGCCCUCACAAAUUGUUGCCGGCUUUUGGGGUUGUGCUGCCGCAGAUUCAACAGCUGGCUUGGGCAACAGGCACCCCAAAGUGGAUGCACGUUGAAGCUUUGGUGGACGCCAUCCCAUGCUUCGGCAAGGACUUGGCCAUUGCCCUUUGUGCAGAGCUGGCAGAACAGGCAGAUGUGGAAGGGUUUGCGCGUUCUCUCAGAAGGUUGAAGGUACCAACCAACAGCAAACAAUUUUUGCCAAUUGAACAUGUGUACAUCAACGAUGCGCAGUGGAAAGGAGCUGGUGACGUUCAGACGUUGGACGAUCGUAUCUCCCCUGACCAUGGGCAGAAGCUUGGAUGCAAAUCUGUCCGAGAAAGGUUGAAGAAAGAGUGCGAGGAUGGUACGGAAGAUGAGGAUGCUUUCGGACAAGAAGCAGAUUUGGUUGAUCAGGUGAAGCUUAUUCUGAAGGACUACAAUGACAAGAGCGAUGUGGUCACUGAGUUCGUGCAGAACACAGAUGACUUUGGUGCGACGGAGCUCACGUUUGUGCUAAGCGAUGAGAAGUUUGGCACAAAGCGGGUUGUGGAUUCACGCUGUGCAGCCUUGCAAGGGAACGCCAUCUACAUUUUGUCCAACAAAGAACUGCGCGAAGAGGAUAUCAAGCGCAUGCAGAGAGUGGGCAGAUCUGCAAAGAGCGUUGACUUUGCAAGCACUGGUAGAUUUGGCGUUGGCAUGAAUGUCUUCUACCGAUACAGCGAUUGCCCCCAGCUUUUUGCCAAUGGUCGCAUACAUUUCUUUGACUUGACCAGAAACUUUGUUGCCAAGACCAAUGAGACACGUGGCAAGCAGUUUAACCGAGGAAAGUUGGAGGAGAUGUUUCCAGAUAGUGUCCAACCAUUCCACUCCUACAUAGAUGACUAUCCGGUAGUGUUCCGCUUACCUUUGCGCACUAGAAAGUCUGAGCUGGGCGAGAAGGUGGAGUUGGCCUCCGUGGAGAACGACCUGCGCGCUGUCUCUGCCAAUGCGUUUUCAAUGUUGCUUUUUGCCAAGUCUCUUCAAAAGCUUCGUUUUCAAGGCCCACGAGGUGUCGUGACAGAGCACACCGCAGUCAUUGACGACCAAGUCGAACGUCAACAGCAUCAAGAGUUCUUCGCGUCUCUACCAGAUGGGCUCAGUCAGGUCAAACACAGUUCAGACAAGGAAGUCUAUGUCACAAAGCGGAUCAGCAGCAAGUCCUUCUCUUCGGCGCAUGCGCCCAGGACUUCUGAGCGCAAGGCGCUUUGCGUGGAUCACUUUAACUCAGCACUAGGUGGCGCGUUGCUUCCUCUGGGGGCUGCUGCUGCUCCUUUGGACAAAAAGAAGUCUGAGGGAAGGACCCUUGGCUUGAGUUGGUCAAUGAAUGAGUCAAUGGACACGGUAUGA